Messenger RNA from Tympanuchus pallidicinctus (lesser prairie-chicken), 3228 nucleotides. RefSeq names its product zinc finger matrin-type protein 1-like. The coding region runs from base 368 to 1465 and encodes 365 amino acids. Gene Ontology annotation, molecular function: zinc ion binding; nucleic acid binding. The transcript has 6 exons. The record is from RefSeq and is a predicted model, not a curated record. NCBI's taxonomy places the organism in Eukaryota, Metazoa, Chordata, Aves, Galliformes, Phasianidae.
GGCAGUAGGAACAGGAGGCUGGGGGCCAGCAGGGAGAAAAAGGAAGAGAAGCAAGGAACUGGGUGAUUGAUUUACUGUAUUUCUAUCUUAAUGCUUUCAAACAGUUUCUGUUUCAUCCACAGCACUGUCCAAGGGAGCCAGUGAAGUGUCUGUUCCUGUUUCACCCUGGGCAAAAGGGAUGUUCAGAUGAAAUAUUAGAUGAGGCAACAAGGCACCACCUAUUCACUGACACUUUCUGUAGGGUUUGCUGUGCGGUGCUGCCGUUUGAAUCCCAAAGGAUGUCACACUAUGAGGUGUUGCAUUGUCUCACCUCCAGGGGAAGAUCCAUGCUAAAAAGCUGAGGCAGUUAGCAGAAAGGAGAGGCCUGAUGGAAGCACGGAGCAUGCAACCUGUUUCUGAAACUGAGAUGCCUUCAUCGUCUCCAAAAGCAAGCUUGGAUCUGAACUACUGCUGGCUCUGCUGUGUUCCUUUCAAUAGUCCACUCUCAGCGCAGGAACAUUAUGUUGGUAAAAAACAUGAAAAAAAUGCAGCACGGAAGAAGAUAAUGGAGGAGCUGGGAAUCCAACCUGUCCCUAGAGAAUCCAGAACAACUGGUUCCUUCUUUUCUGUGAUUGGGCUUGGCCAUUACAUGUGCCCUGUUUGCAACGUUAUACUUACAACUAUACAUGAGUACCAGUCCCACAUGCAAGGAAAAAAGCACAAGACCAGUUUAUGCAGAGCGACAAAGAUUCGCAGUCUCAGAAAGAGAUCAAAGAAAACUUACUACUCCUUUCAAGCUCAGGAAGCCACAUGUCUUGAGGAAAGAAUGGAUUUGAGAAUAGCAGAAGAGUUUCAAGAUGGAAGCCGUGGUGAGGUUAAGCCUUCAGCCUUUAUCUGUGAACAAGACCAGCAUUCCAACCUUUUCUCAGAAACCCAGACACCUACAAAUACUGGGAAAAACAGAUCACCACGUUGCUCAUCAGCUGGUGAGCAUGCACAAGAAAAUACUGCAAAUUGUCAGCAUAAUGCAGCACACUGUGUAGAAGGGCAAGCAUGUGGGGCAGCUGCCACCACAGAUGGCUUUGGUCUGUCAGCUGUAGAAUCUAAAGAGUAUUGCAAACUUGUGCUCGCUGAAACGUUUAGCAUCUCCUACAGAAAAGAGCAGAACCUUCAGGUAGAAUAUACUGAGGAGAAAAAAUACAUCAGCGAAGAGUUGAGGUGUAAGAAAGAAGACUCAAAACUGAAAAGAAAGGAAGAUAGUGAAGGUGCAGAUUUGGAGAAAGAAAGAAAGCAACGAAAGCGAAUUAAACCUGAUGUAGACUUAGUAAAUGAGGAGAAAUCAAGACCUAAUAAAGAUGAAAGGCUUAAAAAAAAACCUGCUAAGAAACAGAGAAAAAAACGCGUAAAGAAUCAACAGACGUCCCAGAUAAAGAUCAAAACAGAACAUGGGGCAUUUUGGGAGGACUCUGGCUUUAUAUUCUGGUGAGGUUUUGAUUAGCUUCAUGAGCCUGCUCUGAUUUGCAGGUUAUCUUUACUAUUUUGUAUCAUACUAUGGCUGUUGUGGUUUUUGUUGGUUCAUUUGGUGGUUUUAUGUUUUUUUUUUGUUUGUUUGUUUGUUUUUUUAAGCAAAGUUGGGGUUUUCUUGGCAGUGAGAAAAAGCCUGUCUUUUGCAAAUGGUUGGUAGUAGGCAUGCAUCAGUUUUUAAUGAUGUUACCCGUACAGCAGCCAUUGUAGUGAUGCAAACUUGAAAAUAUGAAGGCUCUUCUUGAAAAUGCCUCAAGAAAGAGUCAGUAGCUUACAGAACGCUCUUGGAAAUUCAUCAGAAUGUAUAGCUUUAUUUUCCUAAUAUUAAUGGUGCCUACUGUGGUGGUUUUGUUUUGUUUUGUUUUUUUUUCCUACGAAGGUAUGUAACCUUGGUAAGAUCUGUAAGGGCACACAUUGCUCCCAGGCAAAGCCAUAUCUGUAACCAUUCCACUGACUGCUUUUAAAGGAGAGUGAGGAAGGCUUUUGAUCCCAGAAUGAAGGUAGAUUUGUGACUCGGUGCUCUGAAGAACCAGCAACGCUUUGCAUUUGAAAUAGUGUCACCAGAGCUUCCUUCAUAACAGGUUUGCAUUGUUGUGGCACGUAGAACAUAUGUAGGACACCAGUUAAUGCAUCUAAAAGCAAUGUCACGAGACAUCAUUUAGUAACACCCAGUGCCUUCAGGUUGCAGAACAGCUUUUCCUUAGCCUUGAUGUGGGUCUGAAAGCCAUUCUGUUGUCAGAUUGCAGCACUGGGUAGCCUGUUUGUAGAGGCACCUGUGCUGAGCUGCUGCUUUCAGCAGCUCUGCCCAACUGAAACUUUUUGUUGUGGGUUGUUGUAGUGUGGGAUGGGGUAAAGACCAAGGCCCUCAAGCCUUGAAUUGUCUGGUUUGUUUUAGUCUUGCAUUAAGAAGUUGUUUCAAAAGCCUUGAGAAUAAUGUAGUGUGGGCUUUUGGUGUGUUAUUUCUUAUAAAUUUGUUUUGUGGUUGGUUGCAAUCUUGGCUUUAGGUUUCUGGUUAUGAAGUUAUAAAUCUGAGUGGUCAAGUAAGGCCAUGAUGUGGUAUUCUGCAUAUACAAAAGAAAAAGCUCUGUUGAAGGGAAAUAAGUGUCAAUUUACUUGCUUUUGAAAUAAGACUUGCAGUGUUGGAAGUCAGGAGGAGAUCAGCAGCUCUGAUAAUACAGCAAAAGCAUCAUUUGGGAGUUAAUCUCUAUCAGUGAUCGCCUCCAAAUCUGUGUUUGAACUCCACUCUGUCCUGCCCUACCUGGAAAAAAGUACAAGCUACGUGCAGGACACAUGCAUCUGCUACUCUAAACAUAACUCCACAACUUUCUUGGCAUCAAAGAUGAUAAUAAGAUCCUGAAAGAAGUACUCUUGCUGUAUUUUGGUGAAGCAGUGAUUAAUCUUUUAUGUAAAUGCUGCAAACAGGACGUAGCAGGUUCUCGUCUACCAGAAGCAUGCAAAAAAUACAGCCUGAAUUCAGAUAAGUGAUGCUCAUUUUUCUGAAGUCAUCUGGUUGUGUUUCCUCACUGUGUUGUUCUUAGCCUUUAAUGUUGAUGAUAAUUAUUUCCAAGCCUAGACAUUUAAAAAUAUUAGGCAUAUGGGUUGAUGGUUUUAUUUGCCCUUCACUGUGAAUGUCUUUUCUUUUUCCUCUUCUUAGUAGCAGAGGAAUCCGCGUUGGCAGCUGAUUCUGUUCAUCUCUUACUCUCAUUAAAUUUAUCUGUUCUGAUU